CAUUCGAUAGAGACCGCGGGGACGAUACGGACCGCGCGAUCCGACCAUUAUAGCUUUAUUUUCAAACUAUUUGAAGCUCGCGAGUGUAAUUCGGACCGCAUACGUACAUCUAUUUAUUUACAUUUUAAAAAUAUAUUUUAUCUAUGCCAUUACAAGUUUGCGGACGUAAGAGAACACGCGCUAUCAUACAUUCUGCCAGUGAUAUUUAUUUACUUUUACAUUUUGAAUUGAGAACACGGCGUUACGCGCCUGAUUAGUGACGUGUUGAAUUUUAUAUUCGUUUGAAAAACGAUGUGUUAGAAAAAAAAGUUGCAAGGUUGUUUAUGUGUCGUUGUUUGUGAAGAAAAUAAAUAAAGUGUAGUUUAUUUUGGAUUAAAUAUAAGAAGUGUGUGAUAAUGUAAAAAAUUGUGAUAUUUUUGUGUAAAUAAGCAGAUUUAUAGUGUGAGACUGAUGGUCUCGAAAUAAUAUUGGAUUUUGGCGCGUUUUUUUUGGCACAAUAUCCGUUGUGUCCGGAGGAAUGUAUCUGGCUUCACGGAAUAAUGUUAUAGUCGGCCACGAGCAUCGGCCGGCGUCGCUGGCGAGAUGCGUUCUCUGCUGGCCUACUACGCCGACGCUGUGAUGGCGGCGGCGGCGCGCGGCGCGGGCUGCGCCCUCGGGUGCAGCGGCCGCGGCGACUGCAUGAACGGCACCUGCCUCUGCGAGAUCCGGUACUCUGGUGACGAGUGCGCCGGGCCCAACCUGCCCUACCACGCAUGUAUUGGAGGCGUAUUCCUGUUAGUAGCAUUCGUGUGCGCAGUGCAGCUGACGAUCUGCAUAGUGUCGGAGUACCGGCGGCUGAAGGCGCCGACGUUCCUGCGCGCCUGCAAGGUCACCACGCAGAAGAUGCUCUACUUGGUCGCGUUCCUCGCCUCGCUCAUACGCGGCGCAUACUUCGUCUCACCGUCGGCGUUCCAAGAGGGGUGGGCGACAAGCCUCCUGUCGGCGUACUACCCGCUGCUCAUGUCGGGGUCUUCCCUCAUCGUCUGCUUCUGGGCAGAGGUAUUCCAUCUACGCGACAUACGCUGGGAGCGGCCGAGGUUCCUCUCCAAGUCGUUCCUGGCGUUCGUCACCUUCAACCUGAUCAGCUACAGCUUGCUGGCCGCUGAGGUCGUCACCACCAACGUUGCUGACACCUCCGCCGAGAAGAGGAGCUUCUACCAGCACGUGUUUAAUGGGUGCUACGCCGUCCUGCUGUUCAUCGUGGUCAUCUUCUUCCUGAUAUACGGCGUCGAAGUUUACUUCAAGCUUCGCGGCGAGUUCCUGAAGGAGACCAAAGUUUGCACCAUUAUAUCACCACGACCAGGACCCUCCACGGCGGCAGACGGAGACGAUGUGCAGGACACGCUCGUCACUAAGCAGGGCAUCCAAACGGACCUGGCGGACGCCAGCGGCGUGGUUGAUCCGAAGAGCGUGAACCAGUCACAGCUGCAUCAGUCCCGCGUCGGGCUCGUCAGCCAGGCGUUGAUGCUGAUCCUCAUCGCCGGCUUCCUCGCCAGCGAGACGCUCAGCGAGUUCUGGAAGACAAAAGUGCCAGUAGUUUCCCGCAACUGGCACGACCUGGUGUUCCGCCUGGCGGAGAUCGGCGUCGCGCUAUGGUUCCCGUGCGUGCUCUGGAACUCGAUGGCACCCGAGCGGCUGUGGCUGCUCAACCCUCGCCGCCUGCUGUCGCGGCAGCUCGACGACGCUCGCCUGGCCGACCUGCUCGCGCACCACCACGAUACCAAGAAUGUGGAGACGGACUCCCUGGUGGGCAGCGUGGGGUCGGGCCGCGACUGCUGGAUCUGCUACGACGGCGCACGCGCAGAGCCGCUCAUACGACCGUGCCGCUGCACCGGGGACGUGGCCGCCGUGCACCACGACUGCCUGCGACGCUGGCUCGUUGAGAGCGCGGCUACCCCUGACGGCCUCAAAUGCAAGGUUUGCAACACGCCCUACAUCGUGCAGGAGACUAAUAGAGUGGAGUGGGAGCGCGGCUUCACGUGGUCGCACUGGCUGCGCACGGGCGCGGCCGUGGCGUGCAUGGUGGGCGCGGGCGCCGCGGGCUGGGUGUGCGCGCAGCUGUUCACGUCGCCCGUCGUGCGGGUGCUGGCGGCCGGCGCCGCGCUGCUCGUCUGCUACGUCGCUGUGAGGUUUCUCGGCAUGAACACAGUGUCGGCGUACCAGCGAGCCAAGGUCUCGUCCCUGAGGAUCCUAACCGAGCCCCUCUCAGAGGCCCCAGACCCUGAGGGUCAACUCUCCACCAUCAGCAAGACGGUCACAGUCGAGAUCGCAUCUAAAGCCGUGCUCGAGCGGGCUUUGAAAGGUGAGGCCAAAUAAACUCCCUGUGAAAAUGUCAAAGUGACUUGCGUGACUCGUCAAAGUGAUUUCGUCAAAAUGCGGACUGUAAAGUGAAGGAAAUGUGAAGUGAUUUUAAGAUGGGAAAAGGUUACUGCAAAAUCCAGAGAUAAUGAUGUUUCAGUGAAAUAAAUCGAUUGACUUUGAAACUAACUUUAAAAGUGCAAAGACAAAAAUUAAAACUAUGCGACUGGAUAUGAGCGAAGUGCUGCAAAUGUGUUAAGAAAAGGACGUACGCAAGAUAUAUUUGGAAAGUAAACUAUUUAAACGUUAAUAUUGUCUCUCAUAGGACGGCGCACAGUGCGAUAUAACUUAAUUGUGUCAAAAUCUUAAGUAAAACUAAAAAAAAAAAAAACACUAUUAUCAAAGGCCAGUUAAAAUACCUCACGUCUCACUGGCGCCACCUAUUGAGCAAAAAUGUUAACUUCAAAGAUAAAAAUUGACGAAAGAUGCUGUUCGUCAUUUGCAACUGUCACUUUCGGAACGCGGAAGCGAGACAAAGUAUAAAGCGAGACAAAGUAUAAAGCGAGAAGUGAAAAGUUACUAUUACUAUUGAGUAAUAUAAUAUUAUUUUUUAAUUUUUGUCAGUACAAAAAGUUGGUGAUUUAAAGUGAUAAGUGCACGAGGAGAAAUGUUUCAAAUUAUAUUUAGAACAUCUCUUUAGGGCAAUGUUUAUGGAAUUGUAUGUUUUAACUUCUUUCUAGUUUUAUUUUCUGUAAUAAUUCCUAGGGUGUUCCGUCACGAGUACUAAUAUGUAUACACUUUGAAACCAUGUCACAUUAACUUUUGACAAAUUAAACCGUAAGUCUCAUUAAAUGUCAAAUAUCAUAGUGCGACAGGGUUCUAAAGUGGGUACAUGAUAUUGCUCAUGAUAUGACUGUUCAUCGUUGCGUUACAGCGAAAACGACGUAAGCGCUUGUUUGAUAUAUCAUUCGGAUGUGACUUUCGUUAACAACGUUAGCUUCAAUCCAGGUAAACAACUGUAGUCUUAAUUUUUACCCGGAAUCAAAGUAAUUGAAAGAAAUCGAGGUAUGGUUGAAGGAAAUCACAUCAGUACGUAGUUCUUUUACCCUAAGGUUGUUUGGAUGAUAUUGCUAUUUAGCAAUAAGGCCGGCGAUUGUGCUUCUCCUGUCACUUUUGUAAUUGUUUUUAGUGUUGUGUUUAUAUGUGCAGCGAUUUUGUAUUGUAUUGUGGUUUAUCGUCAUAUGCUAUGCUAUGCCGUUUAGUGCAUGAUACAUACAUAAGGACGUUACGUCAAGUGACAGGGAAAGGACUAUAUUUCCAUACCUUUAUCUCUCACAUUCUGUUCUGUAGCAAAUAUAAAAAACAAUGUGAUUGUCUGCAUAUCAAGUGAAGAAUAUGUUAAAACUCAACAUCUUCGCCUAAUACUUCUGUAGAUAUUAUGUGUAAAAGAUUUUUUAUUCUGUGAAAUUUAUUAUAUUAUUUAAAUUUUUAAAGAAUAUUUUCUUGUCUUUUUGAGAGCAGAGGUUUUAUAUAAGAUAUAAUAAGCUUUUAAUAAUGGCUAUUGGGUGAGAGCCCUCAAUGCUCCACAUUUGUCUGGCCAUGUAGUUGAUGCCAUAUGUGGCAAAUCUACAAUAAGUCACGUCAAAAAAAGAAGUAAUAAUGUUCAUACAACCUGUAAGGGCGUGAGCAGAUCAACAACAAGUCGUCUGAAAAAUCAUAACCCUCUUGGUUUUGCAGAAGUUGGGUAAAAAACGUUCAAGAAGUUUACUCUCAAAAAGACAAGUCAAGUUUCUUUGUUUUAUAUUUUUAUUUUGUUUGACUCGGAAUGUACCAAAAUAUAUUUUUUAGGCCGAUGGUUGUUUGACGCGUUCCUGCAUUUGUCCGGCCAAGCAGGGCCGACAAUACCAUGGUAUAGGAAAACCAGGUAUGCUCAAAACUGACAGCUAGCAUUUCAAGGUUAGCCCAGCUGACGUCAUCCGACCCUGCGUUGCCAUUUCGUAAAAAAAUAAAUUACCUACGUCCAAUGUUUUUAAUUUUCUUUGCAAGGAAAUUUUGAACCUUUCGUAAAAGAGUUACAGUUUUAAUGAUUUUUAUAUAUGUGACAAAUAAUAGUAAUUAAAUAUAUCAUCAUCAUCAGCCCAUUAACGUCCCCACUGCUGGGGCACGGGCCUUCACUAUGGAUGGAUAGGGAGAUCGGGCCUUAAACCAUCACGCGGGCCCAGUGCGGAUUGAUGGUUAUUAACAACUGCUAAUGCAGCCGGGACCAACGGCUUAACGUGCCUUCCGAAGCACGGAGGAGCUCGAGAUGAAAACUUUUUUUUUUUUGUGGUCACCCAUCCUAUGACCGGCCUUUGCGAAAGUUGCUUUACUUCAACUAUCGCAGACCGAGCGCGUUUACCGCUGCGCCACCGAGCUCCUCAAUAAUUUAUUAUUUAAAUUUACUUCCUUGGAAUGUUGGAGAUUCCAAUUGACUGGUAACACUUACGUCAUCAAUGGGCUAACAAUGGCGGCUUGUCAUUGGAUUGAGCAUACCUGGUUUUCUUAUACCAUGGACAAUACAAACGCUCGGGUCAAACAGCGGUUUGCCUUAUAUGGCUUUAACUUAUUUUGUAUUAAACUAUCAUGUAUAUAAUGUUCCAAUCGUAUAGUAUGUAUUAUUUAUUUAUAAUUUCAAUAAUUAUUCCAUUAUUUGUAUCGAAAUUGUAUUAUAGAGGCUGGUAAGUUAAAAUAUGAUGAGGAUGUACUUUUGAUUGAAUUAUUGUCACAAAAUUCUAAAAUUAAAAUGUCUUCUCUGUGCCAAAGAAUGUUUGAUAAUCAUUAAAAAUGGAAAUCAAUACGUAACACUGUUUCUAGUUCAAGAUUUUUUUUAUUAUUACAUUAUAUUUGUCUGUUUAAGACUACAAUAUUCGUAGGCAGGCCCGUAUUUAAGCUCAAGAUUUGCCCGUUCUAUAACUAGUUCUGUCUCUUUCUUUCAUGCAGUAUAAGUAAAGGAUGGAAUGAAAAUAAAAUUACAAUUACAGCCCCCAGAAUUGGCAGUUUUGUAGUUUUUGACACUUUUUAAGCGCGAGUUUUAAAACGAACCGCGAGCUCUAUUAGCCUAUUUAACGUAGCAUAAAACUGGAACGGGUUGUCGGCUCAAGUGUUCCCUCCUUACUAUAUGGGGUCCUUUAAGCGAAGCGUGAAGAAGCACCUAGUAGGCCAGAAUGGUAGUCGCAACUGAUUCGAAACUGACUCAUUGCGUUGCUUUUCAGUUGCUACUGCAAUUAGGGCUUCUCUAUGUUUACCAUCAGGCAUAGUUGAGCCAACAUACUUGGCUAAUAUAAAAAAAAACUAUUGGAGUGACAUAUCUCUCGUCUCUUUCGCACUAGCCGAUUUACAAUAUAUCUGUCCUGCUGUCAUUAUAAUGUCACGUUAAAUUAAAUGUGAACCAGCUUACGGGUCUGUAUUUGUUCCUUAUUUAAAAUCAAAAUUCGAUAUUCCGAAACAUUCUCAAAUAAAGAUAAUAAUUACGUAUAAAAUAUAAUAAUUACGCUAUAACUUUGUGAGAGUAGCUAAAUUAUUUUUUUAUAAUUAUAACGUGUAAAUGGCCAAAAGUAGUUCAAAUUAGAAAAUUUAAAAGUAGAAGUAGAUUGUCAUUCCUUAAAAGUUUUUGGCUAGAUUCGUAGCUUAUAUAGUUACUAAAUAAUAAAUAUUUGAACUUCAGUACUUAUUACAAUUAAAUAAAAUAUAAUAUUAUUAAAUAUGAAUUGUUUGAAUGAAUCACAUUGUAUUUAAAGCAUUUAGAACGGAAGAUGCCUCGGAAGCCAAAUUAUGGAUAUUAAUUCACUCUAAUACAUGUACUUGUGACUCAUAAUCCCUUGCGGGGUAGACAGAAGAUUACAUUAUAAGUAACUAAAGCCAAUUUUUCAUAUCAAAAGAUGAAUAUAAUCUGCAAGGUAACUUUUAACAUUGUUUUAAUGAAAACUGUUGAAGGUAACGUCUGUAUUAAAUGCUUUAAAAAUAACACAUCAUGUAUACUUGUCUAAUUAUCUUGCGUAAUUUGGAAGCGCGUUUGAAAACUAGACAGCGACUUAAAAUCAGUAUUAAAUUAUUAAAAAAAAAAUUAGAGCUCGCCCAGUGUUCCACACAAUAUCGAUACCUACAUUUAUGGUUGAAAAUCAUUGCCUAGUUUUCGAACGCACUUCGAAAAGCCAAAUCGUAGUAGCAAUUAUAUUUUCAUACAACAUGUGUCAAUUAAAUCAUAUUGCGCCCAGAUAACUUCUAUAUUUGAAAAAAAAAAAAGAUAAAAUAUUUUGCUAUUCUAAUCGUAUAGUAGUUGGUAGUCGGUUAGUUCCGCUUUAACUUAUAUCCAGAGCUGACUGCUCGACAAAUAAAACGCAUUAGAAAAUUAAGAAACAAAAAACUAAAAGACAUUUUUUUUCUUCUGCCGCCAUUUCACUUACAGGCCAGCCAUUUAUUCAGCUUAUAAAUCUUGCAUAUUCUUUUUAAAUAACAAAAACAUUUUCAAAGACAGUCAGUUGAUCCUAUAACAAUAUUUUUGAUUAAUAAUAAAUAUUGUAAAAGUACGUAAUUAGUGUAAUAAUAAUUAGACUUUUAGAUUAGACGGCUAAAAAAGAAAUAAAACUAUAUAACUUAACAUUUUGCUGAUCUCUUAAAUUUUCGUGGAUUCUUAACUAGCUGUUGAAUUUUUGAAAUUCUUAACUAGUUCAAUAAUACAGGCUUAUUCUGUUAUUUACCGAUAUUCAUUUCAAUAGAUACGUACAAAGGGUUUCUUUUACAACGAUUCUGAAGAGGAAAUACAUACAUAAACAGCUUAUAUACGUCCCACUGCUGGGCACAGGCCUCCCCUCAAUCAACCGGAGGGGGUAUGGAGCAUACUCCACCACGCUGCUCCAAUGCGGGUUGGUGGAGGUGUUUCUAUGGCUCAUAGCCGGGACCAACGGCUUAACGUGCCCUCCGAAGCACGGAAUCAUCUUACUUUUUUGGACAAUCAGGUGAUUCAAGCCUGAAAAGUCCUUACUAAACAAAGGACAGUCUCACAAAGUGAUUUCUACAAUGUCCCCAUCGGGAAGAGGAAAUAAUAGUCGAAGACGAAGUAAUUCAUUAAUUAAUAAAUGCAGUCAUUCCUUAAUAAUAAAACACACACGUUAAUCCGUUGGUCCCGGUUACUACUUACUUAUGUAAGUAGUCGUUACAUGACAUGCCAUGCCCUACAUAAUCAUAAGACCUUGUUCAGAAGGCGCGAUUUACUCGCGUUUUCAUACCACAGAGUAAUUUGAUUACUUUAUAGAUUCCUGCAUGCUUGGAGAUGUGCAUCUGUAUCCGUACGAUGUUAAGUACUCUGUGGUAUGACAACGUGCGUAAAACGCCUCAUCUGGACAGGCUCUAAUGGUGCUAAUUCCUGUAGACACGACCGAAUUUUAUUUUAAGUUAUUCCUGUCAUUUUCUUAUACACAGGAAGGAAAGGGACGAUUUUAAAAUGAAUGAAUCAACAACCCGGACAAGUCUAAUAGGUAUCUCGCUGGUAUAGAACCCGUUUGACGUGUGCUGUCAACUUAAAUCUGUCGGGUUAUUGGCCAGUGUAAUAUUUUUAGACGGUUUUAGAUUACUGCCUAAAAGUGACAUGUAUUCCAUAAAUUUUAUGCCUGUCGAUUAUCCGUCCCUUUCCUUUACGACGGAUAAGAAAAUGACAGGUAGGUAUAACUUGAAAUAAAAUUAGAUAGUGGGUAUUGAAUUUAGCACCAAUUUUGAUUUGUUUUAAAAAAUAAAAGUAUAAUGAAAAAUAAAGAAAAAUAAAAGAUUCAAUGCUGGUUUGUAGUACAAACGAGACAAGGCAAGGGGCAAGGUUCAAAAAAGAAGACAAAAAUAUUUUCUAAUGUCAGAUAUAACUUAAACUUAAUGGUGUCUACAAAAUAAAAUAUCGGUAAAUAACAAAAUAAAUAAUUAAUGUAACUUUAUGUAAAUAGAAUACCUUAGACUUUCCAGUAUUUUUCUGUAUAUCGGAGGGUCGUAAUCGUGACUGUGGAUUGAAAAUACAAAAUAUACAUUAUAGUAUAAUCA
Molecule: messenger RNA, 8397 nt
Organism: Pectinophora gossypiella (pink bollworm)
Lineage: Eukaryota; Metazoa; Arthropoda; Insecta; Lepidoptera; Gelechiidae
Exons: 13
Coding region: 583-2355 (590 amino acids)
Molecular function (GO): zinc ion binding
Source: RefSeq, a predicted model, not a curated record